AGCGACGUCGGCGAGCGUCAAAUGAAGCCAGCAACAGCGGGCGCCGCUCGUCGGCAGUUCGCGCGCAGGCGCCGCGAGCAGCAACAGCAACCACAGCAACAGCAGCAGCAGCAGGAGCGCAGGACACGCCUGAGUCCCGUAUGGAACUCCAACUGGAACAGCGAAAAGCGUGCGCCGGCGGGAAGGUUCUCCAACAUAGCCGUCGUGCGACCCAGCAGUAGCUCCACCCACGCCCCGAAGACCCCCCGCCCGGCCAAAACAUGUCAGCAUCCCAGGGGGAUGCACUCCUUCUCCAACCCCCACCUGGCGCUGCCGCACGGCAAGGAACAGGCGGAUGCCGGCUUUGGGAAGAGCAGGAACCGCAUGCCGGUGGCCUUAUCCCGAACGGUCUUCGGACGGUCCUACACGCCUCCGUCUGCUACCGGCAGCCAGCGGGCCAAAGGCAGGCCGCGGCAAAUGAUCGGUGUAAUCCCUAAGCCAGCCAAGGCCAAUGGUCAAGGAUCGCACCUGUGCUCAAGCUCGGACCACGUGGCGCUGCCAUUGCUAUCGUCCCGUGUGCCGGGGAACAAGGCCUUGGCCGAGUCCCACCAGCAGCUGGAGAGGCUGCUCUCCGGGAUCGAGCGGGAGAGUUACGUAGUAGCACCUCCCCCGCAUCCGCCCGCGUGCGCCCGCCGAUCCGCAGCGGUCCGAGUUCGAAACGGAUCGAGGAUCUCGAAGGGGGUUCGCCGCCAGAUGGGUAGACACCCGCCAGCGCCGGCCGUAUCGCCCAUGCUCAGUGCCCGUUACAAGGAGAAUGAUUCAGAGGAGGCGGAUCAUAUCCGACACCUGGUACCAUUGGCCUGCAACCCGCAGCUGCUGCCGCCAGCCAAGCGGGAAGCGUUGCUGGAGCUAAUAUCGCGGGCCGAGCAGCACGACAAUGGCAUAGUGGAAUUGCUGCGGCCUUCCACCGAGAAUUCCUCCAGGGAUCCCAAGCUGUCGAUGUUCCAGAUGCUACCCCUAAGCCUGAACGAGUCGCCGUAUAGCGAAAAGAUCUGGACAGAAUGCAGCCAGGAGCUGCCUCAGCAGCUUCGAACCGAGGAUGAGCGCCUAAAGGAGGCAAAGAUCCUCCGCACUCCCAAUGGACAGAUGCUCCUAUCGCGCACCUUGGAGGAGGAGCUCAAGGACGAAAAGAUGGUGCUGAACUACAUGGAGGCGGAACUCAAGCGGCGGCAGCAGCCGGAAACUCUUGAUCCGGAGCCGCUCAACGAGCGCCAGCAGCAGGCCAUGCGGGAGCGGGCCGAGCUGGACCAGCAUAAGCAGCUGGUGAGUGAAUGCCGGGAAAGACGGCGCCAGUCCCAUCUCAAGAAGGAGCUGGCCGGAAACCUCAAGAAGCAGCGGCAAGAGAAAGUCGCUCCCUGCAGGAAGUUGGCCAAAGUUGUUCCUGAAAGCGACUAUGAAGAAGAGGACGUUCCGCUCUGGUCCGUUCCUCAUAGGGAUAGUCAAGCGUCACUCAGCGUCCAACGAGCCAUGGUGAAGGCAGAUGUUGACCCCCUGAAUGAGCUCCUCGAACGUCGGAAUGAAUUUCAGCCACAUUCUCAAGCUAUGCUCUUUCCUGAGAGCGAGGAUGAAGAAAAGGAUGCUCCGUCGCCAUCCAUUCUCCGGAGGAGCAAUCCACCCUCACCCUCACCCCAGCGAUCCGAAGCCAACGCAGAUGUUGACGACCUGAAUGAGCUGCUCGAGCGGCGGCAUCAGUUCCAGGUACAUUCCCAAGCCAUGGUUGUUCCUGAAAGCGAGUAUGAAGAAGAGGACGUUCUGCCCUGGUCCGUUGCGGAUAGCGAUAGUCAAUCCUCACCCACUGUCCAACGAUCCUUGGCCUCGGUAGAUGUUGACCCCCUGAAUGAGCUCUUCGAAGAGCGGAAUCAAUUUCAGAUACAUUCUCAAGCCAUGGUCUUUCCUGAGAGCGAAGAUGAAAGUAACGACACUCCCCCCUCAAACAUUCUCCGGGGGCCCCAGCGAUCCGUGGCCGAGGAAGAUAUUGACCCCCUGAGCGAGCUCCACAAAUGGCGGUAUCAGUUCCAGUUGAAUUCUCAGGCCUCUUGCCUCUACAAAAAUCGUCGAAGCUUAACACCCUGGAAGAACAUUGCAAGUGUGGCCACGAAAUGCAGCUUGGAGUUGUUGAACGAUGUGCUGGCCGCAUUGAAUCGUGGUUCCAGCGACAGAGACGAUUCUGAGGACAGCGAAAUGUCCGUAUAGAGAAACCUGCCACUGAUUAUUGUUGUCUCCCAACAUUUUCCAAACUACGGACCACUCGAUUAUACACCAAAGUAGCAUAAGUUCCAAGUAAAUUGAAAGUAAUUCGAAAUUCAGAUUCACUCAAAAUAUUAAUCGUGUACCUUCAAAUUUGGUUCUUGAAAUGUAAUUAAAUUCCCUAUAUGUUCGAAAUACUA
Molecule: messenger RNA, 2426 nt
Organism: Drosophila pseudoobscura
Lineage: Eukaryota; Metazoa; Arthropoda; Insecta; Diptera; Drosophilidae
Exons: 3
Coding region: 22-2232 (736 amino acids)
Source: RefSeq, a predicted model, not a curated record